Messenger RNA from Gryllus bimaculatus (two-spotted cricket), 1941 nucleotides. The record is from the annotation of a GenBank genome assembly. Lineage: Eukaryota; Metazoa; Arthropoda; Insecta; Orthoptera; Gryllidae.
UAUCGACAAAUAUCAAUGUAUCGUUUUACGUUAUGAAGUCGAUGGUGCAUUUAAAGAUUUGCUCUUGAAGAUUCAGCCAAUUAUUCAAUUAUUAUUUUCUUUACAUUUGUAUGGUAUUUUUUAUCCUCGGGAAUAGCUUAUGAAGUGAUUUACGUAUAUUCAAUUUCAACUUCUGUCAUGACUGAAGAGCAGGCCAUAAUGAAACAAGAAGAGAUUCUAGUGCCCGAAGACCCAAAUAAGGGUUAUUCAGCUGAUGUGAAACAGGAGACUCCAAAUGAAUCUCUGAAUAGUAGUAAUGAAAAGGAAGAGUGUGAUCAGCCGAUGAGGAUAUUGCUGCCAGAAAUUAAAGUGGAGGUUCCUGAUGUGGAGGAGGAGGAAACUGUGGUGGGAAGGGGUGAAGUGGUAAGUGAAGAUAGUGAUAUGAAAAAUGAAGGAGGAGGAGAAGCUGAUAUACAAGUGAAGAAAGAGCAAGAAGUAAUGGAAGAAGUGGAUGACACUGGUGGGGGAUCGGUGUCGGAUGUUACACGAUCCUCAGCUACCCAGAAAGAAGCAUCCACGGAAGCGGAGUACAUCACGCCGGACGAUCCGUCCGGGCAGGAGGGCUUGUGGCGCUCUGGCGGCGGCAACGGCGCGAGCGCGAACGACGUGGUGCGGACGGCAUCCCCCGUCGCGGAGGACCCCGAGAAGCCGUUCAGCUGCGCGACGUGCGGGGCUGCAUUUCGCCACCGCUCCAACAUGCUGCGCCACCAGCUGACGCACGGCGCGCAGAAGCCCUUCGGCUGCGAGCUGUGCGGCAAGCGGUUCACGCAGUCGGGCAACCUCAAGGUAGAACAUGGCCCGCGCUUCGUGUGCGAGCACUGCGGCAAGGGCUUCGCGCGCGCCAGCAAGCUGUCGGCGCACCGGCCCGUGCACACGGGCGAGCGGCCCUUCGCCUGCGGCGUGUGCGGCGCCACCUUCGGCAACUCCACGCUCAUGCGCGUCAACCUGCGCACCCACGAGCGCUCGCACGCGCCGCCGUCGGAGCGCGCGCACGCGUGCGCCGAGUGCGGCCAGCGCUUCGCUCUGCGGCGCACCUGCGAGCGCACGCUGGCACCUGCGCAGCAGAGGCCACGCACUUUGCGCGAUGACGCGGACGGCGCCAGCUCCGAGGGCGUGCCGCCGCGCGCCGAAGCGCCGCGGCGCCAGCGAGGAGGAAGGAGGAGGAGACGACGAGGACGACGUCAGGAGGACAACGACGAGGAGGUCGACGGCACAGACGACGACAGAGACGAGGAGCAGACGGUGGCGGUGGACCCGCUAGCGAGCCCCGGGGAAUCCCCGAAGAACUCGCCCAACCGUCCUCUCGCUCCAGCGGCGGCUUCGCCUGUCGGCGCCGGCCUGCCCUAAGUAUCUGGCUAGGAAGCGGCGGAGAACUGGUCUCAGACGGUGCUGAGCACCCAGAGGGGGGCAGUGUAGUUCCUAGAGCUGGCAAGCUCUCAUCCAGUGGCUUUGUUUUACGGCGAGCAGUUUCUGCUCCUGAUGUCUGCCCGCCGAAAGGAUGUUUUGACCUCAGGCUGCUGUCUGGUAGCGAACUCUGUAGAGUUGCCAGGCAUCGCAGCACACCGAUGCAGUGGAGCUUUCAUGAUGUGGGAACACUACCGUUCAUUCCCUCAGUGGCGUAGCGUGUUGGGAGCGGCAGGGGCACCACUUUUAGACAGAAGUAGUAUGGCGGGUUAUAUUACACCCUAGGGUAUCUCUCGCAUCCCAGCCUCCACAUCUCUCUAUCGGUGUAGUCUUAAUUACUCAAUCCCCUUUUCACCAUUGCCUCCUCCCCAUGUAAGCCUGGGUCUUCCUCUUCUUCGAUGGGUAGCUGGUUGCCAUUUCCACAAUAUUUUUUGGCCAACGCUCUUAGUUUAUUCUUCGCAUGUGCCUAUACCGUUUUAGUCUUUUCACUUCUAUGGU